AUGUCCUUCACCUUCGGCGGUUCAGCUCCCGGUGGAGCUUCCGGCACCAAUAUGUUCGGCGCAGCUGGCAAUACCUUCGGUUCCAACAAUCAGACUAGCUCAAACACCGGAUCAGGUGGUGGUGGACUUUUCGGAAAUGUAGGAGCCACUGCCAGCAGUGGAAGCGCUUCCCCUUCGUUGUUCGGCACAACUUCUUCAGGAGCACAGACUCCCUCAAUGUUUGGAACUGCUGGUGGCGCUACUGCUGGAACUCCUGGAGCAUCCUCGGGCUUCUCUUUCGGCUCGAAUCAGACCACUGGCUCGACUACUCCCGGACAGACAGCUAGCAGCGGAAUGUUUGGCGGCGCUGGAGCUGCAAAGCCCUCAGGUAGCUUGUUCGGUGCCGGCGCUUCGUCAUCUACACCUGCCCCGGCCAGCGGUUCUCUGUUCGGUAAUACCUCAACUACUCCCGCUGGUCCUCCGCCGGGAUCAAAGCCAGCUUCGCUCUUUGGAGGACAGAAUGCCGGCUCUUCUACUACUCCGUCGUCCACCACUGCUCUCUCUUCUACCACACCAACCACCUCGCAAACACAGCCAUCCGGCGGCUUCUUCGGAGCUGGCGCUACACCCGCGGCCUCAAAGCCUCUGGGCUUCGCCCCGGCUCCGUCGGGCGGUAAUCUGUUUGGCAAUGCCAGUAAGCCAGCCGAGUCCAGCACUCCCAGUGCCACCGCGGCACCGGCUUCCAAGCCGCUGUUUGGACUUGGAGCCGCAGCGCCCUCCACCGGCGGUGACACAACUCCCAAGCCUGCGUUCUCUCUAGGUGGAACACCCUCUACUAGCGGUGGCGCUCCCAAGUCUGCAUUCUCCCUGGGUGGAACUCCCGCUACCAGCGGCGAGGCACCCAAGUCUACAUUCUCCCUUGGCGGAGCUCCCGCUCCCAGCGGCGAGGCACCCAAGUCUACAUUCUCCCUUGGUGGAGCUCCUGCGGCGACCCCGUCCACUGCUACUCCACAAAAAUCUCUCUUCCCCAGUCUUGGAGGGACCACAUCUUCGGCCACUCCGUCAUCUACAGCAGCCGCGCCUGCCGGAGGCUCUCUCUUCCCUAGCUUGGGCGGGGCUAAACCUACCGCUGCUGCUACGCCGGGCACUCCGGCUAUUACUACUGCCGCCGCUGCUACCCCUACUACCACGCCUGCCGCUGCCCCAAGCCUGUUCCCUAAGCUCGGUGGUGAUAAGCCUUCCACCCAACCCGCUACUACCACUGCCUCGACGGCAGCGCCUGCUGCGCCGGCCUUGGGCGCAAAUACUACCACGGCAGCUACCACAGCAGCCGGUACUGGCGCGGCUGCUCUCGGUCAGUCCACCACUGGCCCUGCUCCCCCGGCUCAGUCUCGCCUAAAGAACAAGACCAUGGACGAGAUCAUCACUCGAUGGGCGACGGAUCUCACCAAGUACCAGAAGGACUUCCGUGAGCAAGCUGAGAAGGUUGCCGACUGGGACCGUAUGCUGGUGGAGAAUGGUACCAAGGUUCAGAAGCUGUAUGGUAACACAGUCGAUGCUGAGCGCGCUACCCAGGAGGUUGAGCGUCAAUUGGCAUCAGUGGAAGGCCAGCAAGACGAGUUGAGCUCAUGGCUUGAUCGAUACGAACGCGAAGUCGAUGAGAUGGUGUCCAAGCAAGUGACCCCUGGUGAACAGGGUCCCGAUCAAGAGCGAGAGAAAACAUACAAACUCGCCGAGAAGCUCUCCGAGCGUCUGGAUGAGAUGGGCAAGGAUCUCACCAGCAUGAUCGAUGAAGUCAACGGGGCCUCUGCAACUAUCAGCAAGACCAACCGGGCCGAUGAGCCAAUCUCUCAAAUCGUCCGUAUCCUCAACUCGCAUCUGUCCCAGCUGCAGGUCAUCGACCAGGGAACCUCAGAGCUGCAGGCCAAGGUUGCUGCUGCCCAAAAGGCUGGACAGUCCAUCUCCUCGCGCCUGGGUUACGGCUAUGCCAGCCCUAUGGGCGGUGGCAAUGCUGCCGAUGAUUUCUACCGCUCCUACAUGGGCAGACGGUAG
This is a messenger RNA of Penicillium subrubescens, 2031 nucleotides long. Its product is annotated as putative nucleoporin Nsp1. The record is from RefSeq and is a predicted model, not a curated record. Gene Ontology annotation, biological process: protein import into nucleus; RNA export from nucleus. Gene Ontology annotation, cellular component: nuclear pore central transport channel; nuclear pore. Bases 1 to 2031 code for a protein of 676 amino acids. The transcript is spliced from 3 exons. Lineage: Eukaryota; Fungi; Ascomycota; Eurotiomycetes; Eurotiales; Aspergillaceae. Gene Ontology annotation, molecular function: structural constituent of nuclear pore; phospholipid binding.